AUGGUUGAGGUUGACGACGUCAUGGCUCGCCUCGUGCGUCUCUCCCUCGCGCUCCUCGCGCUGCUCGCCAAUGCAUCCGGCGUCAGCUACAGCCAGAGCGGCCUCGACUGGGGGGGAGAGUGCCAGACGGGCGAGAAGCAGUCGCCGAUCAACAUCGUGAUGGACGAGGCGAAGGAGGUCAGCGAGCCGGAGAAGUUCGUCCUGGAAUAUGAUUCGUCCGCCACCACCGCCACCGUCCUCAACAAGGGAUACACCGUUCAGGUGAUUCCGAACAAGGACAAGGUCUACAAGCUGCACAUCAAUAGCGGCACUUACAACCUCCUGCAGGUGCACGUGCACUCGUUUUCGGAGCACGCGGUGAACGGGCUCUUCUUGCCCAUGGAGGCGUACUUCGUGCACGUCAACGAGAACGACAACUCCUCCCUCGCCAUCGUCGGUGUCAUGAUCCGCCUGCAACGCCACGACGAGGCGUCGUCCUGGAUCGACACCUGGCUGCCCCAAACUCCGGCUGAUGUGAAUGGCACGGCCACCAUCGAUCUUCCCAACAACUUCUGGGCUGACAUGAUGGACAUGUCAAUGGGCUUCUGGCGCUACCCUGGAUCGCUCACCACCCCUGAGUGCAAUGAGAUCGUCGAGUGGCACGUCGUUCGCAAGGCCAAGUUCCUCUCCGUCGCUCAGACCAUCACGUUCAUGAACAUGCUCGCGAAGCUCAAUACCGAGCGCAUUGACAACCGCCUUCCCGAGCCCGUCAACGGCCGCAUUGUUACCUACUACCCCUGGGUCUCGGGGAUGUUCUGA
Closterium sp. Yama58-4 is the source of this 798-nucleotide messenger RNA. The record is from the annotation of a GenBank genome assembly. Lineage: Eukaryota; Viridiplantae; Streptophyta; Zygnematophyceae; Desmidiales; Closteriaceae.